This is a messenger RNA of Penicillium daleae, 801 nucleotides long. Its product is annotated as phytanoyl-CoA dioxygenase family protein. The coding region runs from base 1 to 801 and encodes 266 amino acids. The record is from RefSeq and is a predicted model, not a curated record. Lineage: Eukaryota; Fungi; Ascomycota; Eurotiomycetes; Eurotiales; Aspergillaceae. The transcript has a single exon.
AUGCCCGAUGCCAACCUCAAGCUUGACUAUGAAGAGAAUGGCGUGGUCAAGAUUCCUGGGGUUCUGGAGAUUGCCGAGAUCGACGCGAUUCGUGAGGCAUUUAUGGCCCAGGUCGAGGUGGACAGUGCAAGUCUCGCUCACAACGAUCAUGUCCCAGCGGAUGACAUCCUAGCGCGCUAUCCCCGCUUUGUCCACCCACAUCGUCAUCCCGAGUUGGAGGUAGGGCGGUUGGCUCGCAAGUACAUGUUGGAUCGUCGCAUCCUCGACCCGGUCGAGGCGACGAUUGGCCCAGUCAAUGGCGCGCAAUCCAUGUUUUACUUCAAACCGCCGAAAGCUCGCGGCCAGGCACUGCACCAGGACAAUCUAUUCCUGCAGUCACAUCCUGACACGUGCAUAGCAGUGUGGAUCGCAAUAGAUCCAGUUGACGAGGUUAACGGUGGGCUGCAGAUGGUGCCUGGUUCCCAUAAAUACGAGCUAGUCUGCCCCGGCGAUGCAAAUUCAGAAACCUCGUUCAGCCGUCAGGCGAUUCACCUACCCGAUGGAAUGACGGCCGAGCAGACGGUGAUGGCUCCUGGGGACGCUCUAUUGUUCCAUGGCAGCAUGGUGCAUGGAUCAGGACCAAAUCGGUCAGCCGACCGGUUCCGUCGGUCGCUCAUUUUCCACUAUGUGCCGCAGUCCAGUACCAAGAUAGCGAAAUUCUACCUCCCAUUAACUAGCCCCACUGGGGAGGAGAUUCUCGUGUCCGAGUCUCGUGAGGGCGGUGUGUGCGGCGACGCCUGGGUACCGUCUAGUCCACAUUGA